CACCCAGCUGCAGCCAGCAGGCUCUCUGGGGGUUGGGGGCAUCACCUGCUCCAUGCGGAGGCCCAAGAGGACAGGCUGAGCAGAGUUGUGGGAGCUGAUGGUAGCCCUGAUGGUGGCAGGGGAGAGGCCAGCAGGACCUGUGCACUGGGUGGGCACAGAAGUGUGCAGGGCCACUCACGGAGCACACAGCCCAACAGGGGAGGCAGGUGCCAACCCGAUGGCCCUGACACAGACGCCAGGGUUGCACGUUGAGGCUGGUGCCCUGGAGGGAGGGAAGGAGUGAGUGCAGCCACAGGACGAAGAGGACUUACUGGACCGCGGGGUCAGGAAGGCUCCCCGCCUGAGCUGGAGUUAACCAGGGCAGCCUCCACAUGUUGAUGUUUGUCUGGGGUCUUUGGGGAGCUGUCCCAUGCCAUGUGAGAGGUUUACCAGCAUCCCUGGUCUCCAUCCACUUGAUACCAGUAGCACCUACACACACACCAGCUGUUAUAAUCAAAAAUGUCUCCAGACGUUGCCACAUGUCCCCUGGGGGGCACGGUUGCCCCCACUUGAGAACCACUGCACAAGGGUAAGGGGAGCAGAGCAUUUGGGCAGAGGGACCUGGCUGGGCAAAGGUCUGCAGGUAGGAAGGAGCAUGGGGUCAGCAGGAGAGGAGUAGGGGUGGAGAUGCUUCAUCAGGUCCCGUAGGUCACUGUAGGGACUUGGGAUCUUUCCUCUGAGUGACAGGGGCACUGGCUGCAAUGGCCACCACAGGUGGACCAGGGAGCCUGUUGAGAGUGAUGGCAGCGGCUUGACCCUGGGGGCAGUAAGAAGGGGGAAGACUCCAGGGAUGUCGCUCCCCCCGACUAGGACCCCUCUGCACGGGUGGGCGUGGGAGCAGGGCAGUUCUGGGGGUCUGUAGGGUUUUCUCAGGGCCCGGUCCCCGGACAGACUCAGGGGCGUUGACUUAGCUGCCUUUGACCUUCAGGCGAACCUGGCCUUGGGGUGGGGGUGGAGGGCUCCCUGGUGUGGAUAAGAAUCAUUUCUAAUUAAGGCUGUCAUUGCUCAAGGAGGGCAGGUUCCAUCCUGUCUGGAGGGAAAACCUUCCGCUUCCAAUGAUGUCUACCUGCACUGAUGUCUGUCUUCUCCAGAAAAACCAGAUUCAGACAGCUGAGCAUCGACUCUGCCCACCCUGUGCCCAGGCGUUGCAGGCAUCCUCGUAACCACCUGGGUGUUAGUUACUAUUAUUUGCUCCGUUUACAGUCAGGCAGGAGAAAUUUUAAAAGUGCAAGGUCUUGGCACCCAGGGGUGCCACCACCUCCAACCUCAGUGGGUUGUUGCUGUCUGGGCCUUGGGGCAUGUACACCCCUCCCCGCCGCCACCCAAACCAGCUGAUCUCCAGCUGCAGCCACUCCUCGCACUUGCCAGUGGGCCCUCCUGCCUUCAGAGCCUUAGCAGACAGUGUUCCCCUGCCGGGAAGCUCUUUAGGGUCUGGCUUUCCCACACAUCUCGGCAUCAGCAUCACCUCCCUGAGUUUUGCCUGUCCCGCCCAGUUUAGCAUCAAGGCAUCUGGUCCCCUAUGUUUCCAGCGUUACAUUCCUGCAUUUGUAGCGACAGGUGUUUGGCAUAUUGAUCCGUUUGCCGUCUGGCUCCUGCACCAAGACGCCGGCAGAGGCUGGUCUGUCCCACUCUCCCCUGCCCUCCUCUAAGUUUUUCCAGAGCCAGGUCAGCUACAGCUUCUUUGUGGGCAAAGGCUGUUGUCGGCUGCACUCUCUCACAGGUGCUCUUGAAGACUCGUUGAGCUAUGGCUCUCGUGUCCAGCCUGGGUUCCACCCUCACUGAGCCGUCCCCACCCAGACCUUCCUGCAGAGGGCCCCCCCCGCUCAAGCGCUAACCAUGUCCAUCAUGGACCACAGCCCCACCACCGGUGUGGUCACAGUUAUCGUCAUCCUCAUCGCCAUCGCUGCCCUGGGGGCCUUGAUCCUGGGCUGCUGGUGCUACCUGCGGCUGCAGCGCAUCAGCCAGUCAGAGGACGAGGAGAGCAUUGUGGGGGAUGGCGAGACCAAGGAGCCCUUCCUGCUAGUGCAGUACUCGGCCAAGGGACCGUGCGUGGAGAGGAAGGCCAAGCUGACCCCCAACGGCCCUGAAGUCCACGGCUGAGCCGGGAUGCGGAGGCUCCUGGACCUGUCUGCUGCCAGCCAAGAGGUGCAGUAGGGGCGAAACCACAGACGUGCUACCAUCUGAGAGGAAGAGUUGACGCUUGCUGGCAUGGCCUCACCGGACUUCGUCAUCGCAUGCACCGACUCCUGGGGUCCCGGCGGUCCUGAGCCAGGGCUCAGUGGCACUGGGCAACCCCUCAGCCUCCUGGUAGGACUGCCCAUUGCAGGCAGUGGGCAGGCCUGACCUUGCUGGGGCUCACGGCCCCACAGCGCUUUUGUUACUUGAAUGUUUAGCUGAGCCUGUUUUUGAUGGAGCUACUACUGUAACGCGUGAGCUCACAAGCCUGUGAACUGUAAAUAGGCCCCAGAAGCACGUGCUUAAGCCUCUCUUGCUGAUUUUUUUAAAAAUAUAGAGCACAUGGGACUGUCCGUACUAACGCUGAGCUGAGUCAAGGCGGGAGGGGGGGGUCUUAGACUUGUAAGGCCCACAUUGCACUCGGCGGGGGCCUCAGAUACACGUGUGUAUGUAGAGAACGUGACACGUCGGCUUUAAGUCUCGCAGCUAACCUGUUGGGGUGCUUUGGCGAUUUCUGCUUUGUGAGCAAUGAAUGGGAGCAGCAGCACGUCCCGCCCUCUCCUGCUCUAGGUAGAUGAGGUUGUAAAUGCCAGUUCCUGUUGCUAGUGGAGUGAUUGCAAGGAAGCUACUGCAGCUGCUUGGGAGCCGGUGAAGGACGAGUCAGGGCCUGAGGCCCGAGUCCCAAGGCUGCCAGGCGUCCUAGUGGCCGAGCAGUUUCUGGCCCCCGUGGUCUUGAGCAUGCUGAGCACCCUGCCCCCCACCCAGCUUUACUGAGCACAGGCUUCGCUAGAAACACCAGAGCCGCGGUGGCUACCUGAAUCCCAAACCCAGUUGGCCCAGGAAGGACAGAACAUUGUGGUUUUUGUUUGUUGUUGUAUUUAAUAUCUUCUGCACUGGAGGGUGUGGUGGGGGGUGCUUGGUUUCUUCCCCCUGCCCUUUUCACAAAUUCGCUUCCUUUCCUCCCAGAUUCCCACCCACCUGCUGGGUCCUGGAUUUCAUUUUCCACCUCCUAGGUGGGCCACCUAGGAGGGUCCCCUGACCUUACUCUGAGAGCGCCAAGUGUCACCCUUGUGUGCCUGUGCACACAGGAGCCCCCAGCAGCCUGUGCUUAGUGGGCACCCAGGGGAGGGGGCUGGGGGAAGAGGGAGUUUCAGGUUCAGGAUUUGGUUUUCGAAAAGGUGAGGAGUUUGGUGGCUCUUGGUCAGGCCAGUGAUUCCCACCCUGCCCCUCCGAGAUGUCCCUUGUGUAUACUUCAGUGAACUUGCUUAGGUUUUUAAUCCCACCACUGUAAGCACACCCUGAACUAUCAUGAUUAAAAUGUGAUUUGUGUCUGCAUCCUCGGGAAUAAACUGGAGGCCAGCUCUGGGUGAGCUGGGGAGCGCUGGCCCUCAGCACUUGAGCUGCCUUGCCAGCAGCAUGGGCAGGGAGCUCCCAGGUCGCCAGGGGCUGCCCCCUAUUCCCAGCUCCCCCUCAAAGCUCUGGCCUCCUGGUCUGGCGGAAGGCGGCUCCUCUGGCCUCAUCCAAAUCUCCUCUAAAAAGCAUGUUGAACUAAUCAACUUUCUAGAACCCCUAGUAGGGAGCUUAAGGAACACUCCUUUUAGCGGCGUACCCCUAAAUUAACGGUCAAACAUUAAGGUGUAUAGCUUGGGGGGAGGGGAGGAGUAGCUAGUUAGGCCAUUUGAGCUGAAGGCAGGAUUGAGACAGCACAGGUGGGCUACUAAGGAAUCCUUAGGAGGCAGCCGGGCUUUAGUACAGGGGAGGAAAUGCCUUUGGCCCCCACCUGGGGAUGGCCAAGCAUGAGUCAGGCUGGAGACUAGCAGAAGGCCCUGUAAGCAGCACACAGGGUGUGGGCGGGAGGAGGGGUCAGAAGUUCUAAAGGGGUCAACUGGAAGGUCAGGGAGAAGGUGUGUUUCCUAAUGAAGGACAUAAGAAAAAUGGGGCAGGUGUAGGGGUGUUCGAUCCAUUCCCCUCACAUUUCAGAACUUCAGGCUUUCUACCUCUACUUUCUGCAGCCGGCAGCCUGCACCUAAGGCUGUCUGUCCUUUACCCAAGUAACCGAGGAGCUCCCGGGCCUUGCAUUUUCAGUCCCUGAGCCUGACCCUGAAAAUGACCAUUGCUUGACUGUCAAACUCACCCUGAGCUUCUUACCAUGGCCGGUGCAGUUUCGGUUUUGAAAAGAUGAGGCAUCACUUUCUCCUCAGUUUCAGUCCUGGAGGUUCCUUAUCCCACGACAUCUGUGCCAUUUGCAUCAGGCCCAUCAGCACGGUGUCAGUGCCAGGUGAGGGUCAAGGGCAUGGUGGGGCACUAGUGGGGUCUCUGGAGGCAAGUGGAAGUGCCUGCAGAACUGGUGACCAACCACAUAACAGCUCUCACUGUUCUUGGUCAACAGCUACUUUUUUUUAGCAUAGACACCAGAGCCACACACUCAAAUGGCUUAGUUAAGUUAUGACCUCUCAUUGAAUUCUUUCUGAAUAGCCCAACUGUUGUGUCCAAGUUUUCUGACUAGUCAGUCAGGACAUUAGCCUUUCAUUCUGCAUGUCAUCGCAGAAGCAACAGCAGGGGGAUGGGGAGGGAACGCCGACGCUGAGCCACUAAAAUAUGGACUAACUUUUCAGACAAAUCUUCAAGUGGACUGUGCUACUGUUUUUGUCUCAAAGCUACCAAGUUUGUGCAAUAAGUGGAGGGGAUGUCAUCCCUGUUCAAUAAAAGCUGAAUGACAUUCAAGCUGAUUUUCUAGACCACUGAGAAAAUCUUUAUUUACAAUAAAUUUCAAUAAAAUUUGCAUAAAUAUA
Lagenorhynchus albirostris (white-beaked dolphin) is the source of this 5006-nucleotide messenger RNA. It is a transcript of the gene SNN, whose product is annotated as stannin. NCBI's taxonomy places the organism in Eukaryota, Metazoa, Chordata, Mammalia, Artiodactyla, Delphinidae. The coding region runs from base 1876 to 2139 and encodes 87 amino acids. The transcript is spliced from 2 exons. The record is from RefSeq and is a predicted model, not a curated record. Gene Ontology annotation, cellular component: mitochondrial outer membrane.